This is a messenger RNA of Phaedon cochleariae (mustard beetle), 1553 nucleotides long. The record is from the annotation of a GenBank genome assembly. Lineage: Eukaryota; Metazoa; Arthropoda; Insecta; Coleoptera; Chrysomelidae.
GAAUAAUUCCAAAAUAACGUUCCUUCCCGUAAUUUAGAAUUUGAAUUUGGGAAUUCAGAAAUAUUGGAUAUCCUUACCUUAUCCUCACAUUCUGUUGGUCUAUUAAUCUCCAUAGUUUUUGUCUCGUCGUGUAACCAAAGACCUGGUGAUGAAAUCGAAUACAAAUGGUACCACGAGAAGAUCUUUAGGAUAUGAGAAUACCUCACAAAUAUUUCUGAACAAGAAGUAUGAUUAUAACAAACAGUACUGCAGCAUAUAUUUGGCUCGAUUGCAGGAAAUGGAAGUUUUACUAAUGGAGAGAGUCAGUAGUAAAUGGGGUGACAAAUAUCCAAUUGGCAAGUUACAUAAAUUGUCUGAUGAAAAUACAGAGAAAUGUGUAGUAAUAGGAACAUUAUUCAAGGAUCAGAAAUUGAAACCAUCUAUAUUGAAACAACUGACAGAGCCUAGUGUAAUUGUGAAUACCAUCCAUUUUACUGAUGGAAGUGAUAAGUUGUUUAUAGAAGAUGAAAUACAGAGAUUUGAAUUACUAGGAAGCAUUGAUUUGAAAUAUGUAGUGACUGGAAUCUCAUGUGCUUUAUUAGGGACCAGCAUGGGGAAAGGAAAAUUCAUGGUCAAUGAUUAUCUCUUUCCUGGAUAUAGAAAUCAGGUUGAAAGGCCUAUAUUCAAUGACAGUGCUUUUGUUAUAUUCUUAAGUGGAAUUGAUUUCAUACAUCAUGAGCAUUACAUGCCUAAUCUUCAGUUAUUAUCAUGUUGGAUUAGUGGUAUGCUGGGAGAUGUUGACAUUGUAUCAAAAGUUACUAGAAUUAUAAUUGCUGGUAAUAGCAUCAAAAGUAGUUCUGAAAAACACAAUCCUGAAAUAUCUAUCAUAACUCGUAGAACUGAAUCAACAGAAACAAUAGAAGCUGUAGCUUCUUUUGAUAAAUUCUUGUCCCAACUCUGCCAGCUUGUUGAUAUAGAUUUGAUGCCAGGAGAAAAUGAUCCAUCAAAUCACAUUUUACCACAGAGAGAAAUGCAUCACUGUAUGUUUCCCCUGUCAACAAUAUUCAAAUCUUUACAUUGUGUCACAAAUCCUUAUUCUUUCUCAUUGGAUGGGCUGAAAAUAUUAGGAACAUCUGGCCAACCUGUUAGAGAUAUCAUGAGAUACUCUGAAAUAACUGAAUCAAUAGAUGCCAUGGAGUCAUGCUUUAAGUGGAGUCAUCUUGCACCUACAGCUCCAGAUACUUUGGGGUGUUUUCCUUGUUAUGAUAAAGAUCCAUUUAUUAUUGAAGAGUGUCCUCAUGUGUUUUUCAGUGGAAACCAAAAGGAAUUCUCCACAAAGAUGAUAUUAGGUGAAGAGGGACAGAAAGUACGUUUGAUAAGCAUUCCUGAAUUUUCCAAAACAUUUGAGGCAGCAAUUCUCGAUUUGAAAUCAUUGGAGUGUAGUAGGAUUGUAUUUGACAAAUCCUGAAGUUGCAAAGGGCAAAAAUAGAGUACCUACUUAACAUUUUGAGUGCUGUAAUACGUAUUAUAUCAGUUGUCUAUUUUUUUAUGAAGCUUAGUAUAUUUUAUACUAC